Cooperia oncophora is the source of this 489-nucleotide messenger RNA. Lineage: Eukaryota; Metazoa; Nematoda; Chromadorea; Rhabditida; Trichostrongylidae. The record is from the annotation of a GenBank genome assembly.
AUGGAUCUCAUGAGUGGCCAUGUCUCCAGGAUGAAAGUCGAAUUGAAAUUGUUUCAGUACCACGGUGGGACCAUCAAAAAUGUUCGCCAAGCGGUUCAAGAGAUGGGAGGUUCGCUUCAAAUCGGAAUCGCUCUCGACACCAAAGGACCUGAGAUCCGAACUGGCUUGCUCACUGGUGGAGCAACUGCUGAGGUUGAACUCGUCAAGGGCAAAUCAAUCACUCUGACAAUUGAUGAGAAGUACAAGGAAGCCUGCACCGCCGAAACACUUUAUCUAGACUACAAAAACAUUGUUAAGGUUGUGAGCAAAGGAUCCCGUGUAUACGUCGACGAUGGCCUCAUCUCACUUGUUGUUAACGAGAUCAGCGGCAACUCCAUUUCAUGCACGAUCGAGAACGGUGGAAUGCUAGGUAGCCGCAAAGGUGUCAACCUACCUGGAACACCUGUCGACCUACCGGCUGUUUCUGAGAAAGAUAUUAAGGUGCGUUUC